CUUCGAUUAUUUGCAUCGAUGUUGCCUCGUAACCAGAGAUAACAUAGUACAAUGUUUACGAUACGAAGGAAACAUGCGGUGUUUAAUGUACUGGAGAUGUUCAGUUAAUUUUAUACUUGAUUUUGCCAUCUACUUUUGAGUAUAUUUGUUUCCUUCUGGUUUGUGACAAGUUGUUUUCAUUUUCUACAUGGUUAUGACCACUGACACACCGUAUGAGAAACAUACGAGUCCUUCAAAUGCGGCAAAAAAUAAUUAAAAUGAAACAUUUACUAAUCUGGCAGAUCCUGUGAAUUUUAUGUAGCUGUGAAACACAAGAGAAGUAAUGUAUUGUGCAGUGUAUUGAGAUGUGAGUGGACCGUAGAUUUAAAAUGACGCUAAUUCGCAUGGGAUCUUCAAUCAAGAUUGGCAAAACACUCAGAAAUUUUUGCACUACCAGUUCAAGUAGUUUUGCGAGGAAAAUUGGUUUAGAUACUCCAGAUGACAUUACUGCAGGACAACAGAUGAUAAUGACUUUCAGGGAAAGAGUUGAGAACAGAAGAAAUGAGGCGAAGAGGAGUGUAAUAGUGCAGGUGCAGUCUGAGAAAUCUGCAGCCGAUUUGUAUAACUAUUGUUCCGAAUAUGGCACAAUCGAAAGUAUGCAUCAUUAUUGUUUGAAUGAACAGUCACACUUUAUUCUUGUGGAAUUUAAAGCAGUGAGUGCAAUGGAAAUACUUCUAAAUCAGUGUUGCCAUUUGAAUGAAAGUCACAUCAUACCAACAAGGACUCCGUUUCUAUGGUUUCGUUCAAAGUCUCCUAGAAGGAAGCAAGCAAGAACGGGCGAGUCAGAUGUGCCAAUACUUAAACAUCAAUACGGAACCGCAAUACCAACAGAUAAAGACAUUAAAAAUUUAUUACAAGGAGCAAAAUCCUUGUCAGAGCAGAUAAAUGUGUUAUAUAGUGCAACUCAUUUAAACGAUGUGGGAGAAAGACUACGGUUUCUAACCGCUCGGCAGAUUGAAAUAGCCCUUUGUGGACCAUUUCCUAACGUUAAAGCUCUUCCUUUUGGAUCAUCAGUAAACGGGUUUGGAAGAAUGGGCUGUGACCUUGAUAUAGUCUUACAGUUGGACACUGAUGACAGUCACGAAAAAUGGGAAGAUUGUCGUCUGGUGUUCCAAGCCAAAACGUCUUCUCCCAACGGACGUGCAUCCUCACAACGGCUUAUGGAAACUGUAGGUGACAUGUGUCAGUUGUUCCUCCCAGGUGUAACGGGAGUCAAGCGAAUUUUACAAGCGCGAGUGCCAAUAGUCAAAUUUCAACAAGAUCUCACAGGUAUUGAGUGCGAUUUAUCAGCCUCAAAUGCAUUUGCUGUCCAGAUGAGCGAACUGCUAUACAUCUUGGGUUCUCACGAUGUAAGAGUGCGUCCUCUAGUGUUUGCCAUUCGUGCUUGGGCCCGUUAUGUAGGCCUGACGAACCCUGUACCAGGCAGAUGGAUCACAAACUUCUCUCUUGUUCUUAUGGUGCUGUACUUCCUCCAACAGAGAUCGCCUCCAAUAUUGCCAGCACUUGACAAACUAAGCAUGUCUUCCCCUGCAUUGAAUUUAAACCACUUGGAUGCCAGACCUGCAAGAUCUCCUAUUGUGGGGUCUGCCCAUGAAGGUAUCUCCGCAGAACAGGAUAAUCGUGUUGAGACUGUAGGAAUAUUGUUUACAGAAUUCCUUGCAUUCUAUUCUUCGUUUGAUUUUAACAAUUUAGCUAUCAAUCUUUUAACAUCAGCCAACACUAUAAAGCCAGAACAUUCACCUCUUUACAUUGUAAAUCCUUUGGAGCCAAACUUAAAUGUAAGCAAAAAUGUAGGGUCAGAAGAGGUAGCUAAACUUCGUAUUGAGCUGAGGAAUUCUGCAUGGUUGUUAGAAUCUGCUGAUGUAACAUCAACUUCUGACAAAAGUGUUCCUUGGGGCUUAUUGACAUUUUUCAGGGAAAAUCACCACAUUAGUAAAGAACAAAAGUCAUUUGCCCCUCCAGUAAGCAAACGGAGGAGAGUGUCCAUAAACAAAUUAUUCUUGGAAGAAACAAGGUAGUACUAACAAAAAAUUUUCAGUUGAAAAGUAGAUUUUUUACUAAGACAACUAUUGUAUAUUGAAUGCGAGAUUUAAAUUUUUUGCCUUAUUCUGUGUGUGGCAAUCUGUAAAAUUAAAAUUGUGAAUUGCGCUGUAGCUUAUUGUUGCUCAAAAUUAUUGUAUAUUGCUAAUGUCAAUAAAUUUGAUCAUGAGUAGGCCUACUGUUGUUCUGCAGUCACUUAGUGGUGAAAGAGUCUUCAGAGUAUUAUAAUUCUUUAGCAGAAGUGAACAAAUUUUUAUGUCCUUCUAUAUUUGUGCUACUCAUUGUAAUUAUAGUCAUCUGUGGUAUUUUUUCUAAUUUAAGCUUUAUGGACAAUUACAUCAUGCAUUCAGUCAAAUUUUUUGCAGCUAAUAAAUCAGAAGCUGUCUAGAAAGAAAGGUAACAGUUUAUUGUUCCAUCAACAACACCUGUCCAACCAAUGUCCUGCCCUCAAAAUGCUUAUUUAUAUAUUUUGUGUGUGUGUGUGGGGGGGGGGGGGGGCGGGGGGUGUUGAUUUUCACUGUGCUACCAUGACAAAAUUCUUGGAUGAAUAAAUAAAGUGUUGACAGAGCAUGAGCUCUGUUUGGGGAUGAAAUAUUGCUAUAUUAUUGUCAAAGAAACCAACCAAGCAUUUGCAUUAAUGGGUGCACGGAAACAGCAGAACACCUGAAUCUUUACCUUUGGACAAGAAAACUGCACUUUCACAUUAUAUACUGUUCAUGUAUCUGACUGAAACUAACUUAUGCAACUUUCUCAUGUGACGUACAUGUUAAUUUUAUAAAAUUGUUUUAUUUCUGGAACAUUUUUGAAUGUGGAAUGAUGUCAGUGUUGAUUAUGUUUCAUAAUAUAACUAGUAGACUGUGUGUACUUUUUCUUCACAUCUCAGCACACUACUUCUGUUUUGGUUACUGGUGUUUUUAAUUGCCAACCCUGAUAAGCCAACAAUGGUGUGUGUAACAUACAGUCCAUAGAUAAGUGUUGCCAUUAGGUGCUUAAUGUGGAAUACAAAGCAUAGAUGUAGUGUCUGCAUUGCAUGUGAGAGGCAGGAGAAAUAACUUUUUGCCAUAUAGUUGUAUUCAGCUAGCGAUGCUAUCAGUAUUGUUUGUGUGCCUAGGUAAACAAGAUUGAAAACACGGCUGAACUCAUGUAUAACAACAGGGCUGUGUGUCUAAUCACUUGUCCACAUUUAAUCUGUAUUCAUUUUUAAUUUCAUUGCGUAGCGUUUGCCAAAAGAAGUUUGUAUUUAAUGUUACUGUUAUGUGCAACAGGAAUUAAAAUUUUUGAAAUUGUGCAAUGACAGUAAAAAUGAGUGUGUUUACUGCACACUGUGUGCUGGAGAAUUUUAUGUUUCACACAAAGGAAAGGAUGAUUUUAAAGACCACAUGAAAACAGCUAAACAUAGGAUUGCUAUUAAUGCUACUGCUUCUCCAAAUAUAAGAAAUUUUACCAAAGCCAAAGAUGGGAAUAAUAGUCAUCUGCUAAAGAGGGUAAAGACAUUCUGGAACAAGUGCAGACAAAUUUUAUAAUUCUAGUACUAAGAGUUGUGAAGGAAAAGUUUCGUUAAAGUUGCUUUUAGUAAGUUUCAGUAGCUAUAUUCACAGAAUGAAAUUGCCUGGCCUGAUUUAGAAGUGUAUGCUAAUGUUGUUAAUGAAAUUACAAAAGAUUCCGUAGAUGUUGAUGACCUAUUUACUAAACAUACAAUGGUGAACUAGGUAGUUCAAAACCAAAGGGUAGAUUGUGGUUAAAGUUCUGAAAAAGUACCAGAUGCUACUGAAGAGACCCAGAAAGCAAUUUUUUUAAGGUGUUCCAAAGAACUGAUAUUUUGUGUUGCAAUAUAUCUAAAAUUGUUAAGUUUUUGAUGUCUUUGCCUGGAACAUCUGCUCCAAUUGACAGAGUUUUUUCAGUUCGGGGGGACAUUUGGCCUACAGAAAGGGAUAGAUUGUCAGUAUCUAUUGUUGACCGUCUGAUAAAUGUUAAAAUUGAUCGAGAAUUCUCUGGUUGCGA
Schistocerca gregaria is the source of this 4080-nucleotide messenger RNA. RefSeq names its product poly(A) RNA polymerase, mitochondrial (gene MTPAP). Gene Ontology annotation, molecular function: poly(A) RNA polymerase activity. The coding region runs from base 369 to 2057 and encodes 562 amino acids. The transcript has a single exon. Lineage: Eukaryota; Metazoa; Arthropoda; Insecta; Orthoptera; Acrididae. The record is from RefSeq and is a predicted model, not a curated record. Gene Ontology annotation, biological process: mitochondrial mRNA polyadenylation.